UUAGCGUAAUUAGUUUCAUUCUAAAGCUUCUACAGCUCACACAUCCACAAAUCAAAUUCUCAAAAUGGCUGAGAAGGUAAUUUUAGCUUAUUCCGGUGGUCUUGAUACUUCAUGUAUUUUGAAAUGGCUGUUGGAGAAGGGCUACGAGGUUAUUUGCCUGAUGGCAGAUGUUGGUCAAAAGGAAGAUUUUGAGGCAGCCAAACAGAAAGCCUUGAAAAUCGGGGCCAAAGAAUGUGUAGUCAAAGAUGUGAAAGAUGACUUUGUGCGCAACUAUAUCUGGCCGGGCAUUCAAAUGGGUCUUAUCUAUGAGGAACGUUAUCUAUUGGGUACCUCAUUGGCUCGGCCCUGCAUAAGUGUGGCCUUGGUGGAGGCUGCCCGUAAAUAUCAGGCCAAGUACAUUGCUCAUGGUGCCACGGGCAAGGGCAACGAUCAGGUGCGCUUUGAGUUGUGUGCCUAUGCCCUGAUGCCGGAAAUCAAGAUCAUUGCCCCCUGGAGAGAUGAUGAAUUUUGCCAGCAAUUCCAGGGUCGUUUGGAUUUAAUAGAAUAUGCCAAGUUACAUAACAUCCCCGUGACUGCCAAACCAUCGACACCCUGGAGCACAGAUGCUAAUAUUUUACACAUUAGUUAUGAAUCAGGCGUUUUGGAGGAUCCCAAUCACAUUGCCCCCGAAUCGUUGUAUGAAAUGACCAAAGAUCCUUUGACUCAAGCGCCCAAGGAGUCCAUGCGCAUUACCAUAACCUUUGAAAAAGGUUUACCGGUCAAGUUGAACGAAAAAGCUCAGUCACCCUUGGAGAUAUUGGAAAUCUUAAAUUAUGUGGCCGGAUCGUAUGGUAUUGGUCGUAUCGACAUUGUGGAGAAUCGUUAUGUGGGCUUGAAAUCCAGAGGCGUGUAUGAGACUCCCGGCGGCACGGUUCUGUUCAAGGCCCAUCAGGAUUUGGAGGUGUUCUGUUUGGAUCGAGAGGUCCUUCGCUGCAAACAAUACUUACGCGAUCGCAUGGCCGACUAUGUUUACAACGGCUUCUGGUUCAGUCCCGAAGCCAAUUAUGUACGCCAGUGCCUCGAACUGUCCCAGGCGAAUGUUAAUGGCCAGGUGACAAUGGAGUUGAGACCCGGUUAUUGCAUUGCUGUUGCUCGCAAAGCUGCCACCGCCAAUGCCCUGUACAAUCAAGAGCUGGUGUCAAUGGAUGUCCAUGGUGGUUAUGUGCCACGUGAUGCUUCCGGUUUUAUUGCCAUCAAUUCCGUGCGCCUUAGGGAGCAUGUACGAGCAUUUGGAGCAUAUGAAGUUAAAAAGUAAUAAAGAUAGCUGCUGCUAAAAAACAAA
Musca domestica (house fly) is the source of this 1321-nucleotide messenger RNA. RefSeq names its product argininosuccinate synthase (gene Ass). Gene Ontology annotation, molecular function: ATP binding; argininosuccinate synthase activity. The record is from RefSeq and is a predicted model, not a curated record. The coding region runs from base 65 to 1294 and encodes 409 amino acids. NCBI's taxonomy places the organism in Eukaryota, Metazoa, Arthropoda, Insecta, Diptera, Muscidae. Gene Ontology annotation, biological process: urea cycle; L-arginine biosynthetic process. The transcript is spliced from 3 exons. Gene Ontology annotation, cellular component: cytoplasm.